CUUUGAUCGCUACCACGCUCAUCAUCACGACAAAUCGCUCUUGAUAGCGCGCGCGCAAGUGUCGCUCGCGAGCUAGUCAAAAGUCGCUCGACGCUAUCUUCAUUCGCGUUCCGCGCACAUUACUCGACGGCGUUCACUCCUUCUCAUCAUCACCAAUCUCGUCCCUCCCUCCUAUCAUCAUCAUCAUCAUCGGAGUAGCGCAGCGUUACUCGCACUACGACAGGAGAGCAUCAGGCAAUGGAGGGUGGUGAUCAGCAGCAGUCCAGCAAUGGCGGGCAGGCUCUUGGCUCAAUGCCAUCAGCGCCCGCCCCCGCACCAUCAUCAUCGUCGUCUGGCAUAGCAGUCCCACCCGCUGCUCAGCCCGCACCUAUCGCGCCCACUGACAGUGCAGAGGCAGCUCCGUCGCAGCACGUGAAGCCACCCAUCGAGGCUAUCAAGCCGGCUGAACCACAGGACAGCGCAACGUCGAGCGACAUCAAGCCGGCCCUCGAGGCUCAGCCCAACGGCAGCGGCAGCGGCAGCGCGGCCGACGUGGCUGCCACAAGCACCAUCAAGGCGCAACCUUCGGACAGCCAUAGCGUCAAUGUCAAGCCUACCGAAGCUGGCAUCAAGUCCGAGCCCGAACAAGCAGCAGCAGCCCCCUCGUCAUCGUCCAACGGGCACGGCAUAGAGGCAGCAGCGGGUGCGGCGGCAGCCACUUCGCCAGGCGGCUCGCCCAGCACGUCUUCUCGCGCGCCCAAGGCCAAGCCAUUCGAUGAGGCUGAGGCUAACCCUGACCUUUAUGGUCUGCGUCGCUCCGGACGAGCACCCAAGAAGAGCUACCUCGAUGCAGGAGCUGAGGAUAGCGAUGGAGAUGAUGAAGACGAGUCGCCUGGACCUCGUCAGGCCACGCGCAUCAAGAUCAAGGGACGAGUAUCGGCCAUCUCGUCGCGCUCCACCCCCCAAACCUCGGAGCUCUCCGAGGCCGAUUCAGACGGUUCAGACGGCUCAGCCGACGGCAUGGACGUAGACGACGACGACGAGAUCGAAGGGGACGACGACUUCGCCACCAAUGCUCGUGAGCGUAAGGCCCUCAAGCUCUCCCGUAAAAAGGCCCGUCAGGCAAAACAGAACAAGAAGCGCGCAGCACCAGGAUCAAGUGCCCGAGCUGGCUCAUCCAGCGCUCCAGCAGCUCGUCGUAGCAAGGCUUCCCCUCCUUCGGACGACGGGUUUGAUGCCAGUCGCAUCUCGAGCAGAACGGGCAAGAAGGUUACGUACAAGGAGGAUGCGCAGUAUGGCCUUGAGGAGGACAGCGAUCCGUUUGAGGAUCGACUUGACUAUGCGGGUGGCGGCGGAGGUGGCGAGGCGGCUGCUGAGGAUGAUGACACGACUAUUGAGCAGGUGUGCGGGCAUGAAGUUGAUGAGGAGAAGCCGGAGGGCGAGGAGGAGAAGCCAAAGGAGAAUCUGAGGUUCAUCAUCAAGUGGAAGGGCUACUCGCACCUUCACAACACCUCGGAGCUUUGGUCAUUCCUCAAAGACUGCAAGGGCUCGAAGCGCGUCGAGAACUACAUUCGCAACGUCUGGCAACCGGCUCACGCCCUCCUCAACGACCCGCGCACCACUCGCGAAGAUAUUGAAGCCAUCCGCGUCGACGAGGAGCGCAUCAAGGAGGCCCUCGAAUCGUACAAAGUUGUCGAACGCAUCGUCGCCCAGCGGGACAACCCGCCCACCAACGACCACCCGUACAGCCACCUGGCGUACCUCUGCAAGUGGAAGGGUCUCAGCUACGCCGAGUGCACAUGGGAGGCCGAAGACGAGAUCAGCAAGAUAGCCAAGCCCGCCAUCCAGGCCCACAUCGACCGAGCCAAGUCGCUGCUCCAGCCGCCGCGAAGCCAAAACUACGGGCACAAUCGCCCCAAGUAUGUACGCAUGAGCGAGCAGCCCAAGUACCUCACCGAAGGGGGCGGCACGCUCAAGGAGUUCCAGCUCACUGGGCUCAACUGGCUCGCCUACCUAUGGUCGCAGGGCGAGUCGGGCAUUCUGGCCGACGAAAUGGGACUGGGCAAAACGGUGCAGAGCGUGAGCUUCAUCUCGUACCUCGUCCACUCGAUGCACCAGUACGGUCCGCACCUCGUCGUUGUGCCUCUCUCUACAUUGCCUGCUUGGAUCGAGCAGUUCGAGAACUGGGCACCGGACCUCAACGUGGUAAGCUACAUCGGCAAUACCGAGGCGCGCGCCAUGAUCAGGGACUACGAGUUCGGCUCUCCCAAGAAGCUCAAGUUCAACGUGUUGGUCACCACGUACGAGUACAUCCUCAAGGAUGCAGACGCGCUGCAGGCCAUCAAGUGGCAGUUCCUCGCCGUGGAUGAGGCGCACCGUCUGAAGAAUUCACAGGCGCAGCUGUACGAGGUUUUGAUGGGAUUCCACGUCGCGGGCAAGCUGCUCAUCACGGGCACGCCGCUGCAGAAUAACGUCAAGGAGCUCAUGGCGCUCAUGCACUUCUUGAGGCCAGACCAGUUCUCGCUCGAUGUGGACUUUGAUGUCACGACGGCGGAUCCUGAGGCGGUUGCUGCGCUGCACAAGAAGCUGGACAAUGUCAUGAUCAGGCGCUUGAAGAAGGACGUCAUCAAAGAGCUCCCUGGCAAGACAGAGAAGAUCCUCCGCGUCGAAAUGUCCGCCAUGCAACAGAAGAUGUACAAGGCCAUCCUCAGCCGAAACUAUGCCACGCUCAGCGCAGCAGGCGCCGCACAAGUAAGCUUGCUCAAUAUCGCCAUUGAGCUCAAGAAGGUGUCCAAUCACCCGUACCUCUUCGACGGCUCCGAGCCGGCUCACACGGAUCGCAGCGACGUCUUGAAGGGCAUCAUCAUGAACAGCGGCAAGAUGGUCCUCCUCGAUAAGCUGCUCACGCGACUCAAGAAGGACGGGCAUCGCGUCCUCAUCUUCUCACAGAUGGUACGCAUGCUCGACGUGCUGAGCGACUACAUGGGGAUGAGGGGUUACAUCCACCAGCGACUCGACGGUAUGGUCUCGUCGGACAAUCGUCGCAAAGCCAUCGAGCGCUUCAAUGCCGAGGGUUCCCCUGACUUUGCCUUUCUGCUGUCCACCCGCGCCGGAGGGCUGGGCAUCAACCUCGAGACGGCGGAUACGGUCAUUAUCUUCGACUCUGACUGGAAUCCCCAGAACGACCUGCAGGCCAUGGCCCGCGCCCAUCGACUCAACUCGAAACGUCAUGUCAACGUGUAUCGCCUCCUCACCAAGGACACGGUCGAGGAGGACGUGAUUGAGCGCGCCAAGCGCAAGAUGGUCCUCGAGUACGCCAUCAUCCACCAGAUGGACACGUCCGGUACCAACUUUGCCCCCAAGGAUGCGCGCGGUGGCAAGGAAAAGCCGGGUCAGGGGCCAAGCAAGGAGGAUCUCGAGGCUGCGCUCAAGUUCGGGGCCAAGAGCAUGUUCACCAAGGGCGCCUCGGGUGCCGAGGGGGAGGAGCAGCAGCAGGAGAAGCUCGAGCGACUGGACAUCGACGCCCUUCUCGCGGACGCCGAAGCACACGAGACGCAGGGAGACAGCGUGGGCGCGGCAUCGGGUGGCGAAGACUUCCUCAAGCAGUUUGCGAAGGUGCAGGACUUCAAAGCCGACGAUAUGAGCUGGGACGAUAUCAUGGGGCCGGAGGAGAUUGCCCGCAUUAAGCAAGAGGAGGCAGCCGCGCAGGAGCAGGCCGUGCUGGAUGCGUUGGCGGCGCAAAAUUCGCGACGCAAGGCUGCGCAGGUAUCGGCUGAUGCGUACAAGCUUGCUUCGAACGGCAAGGGAGGAGCGGGUGGUGACGCGGGGAGCGAUCCGAGUGAUGGGGAGGACGGUGGUGGUGGCAAAGCUGGCGGGUCGUCGUCCAAGAGGAAGAGCGGUGGUGGUGGUGGGUCGGCGAGUUCGAGUGCGCAACGCUCUGCCACCCUCUCAGAGCGCGACCUGCGCGUCCUCUUCCGCAGUAUCCAGCGUUGGGGAGACUUGCGCUGUCGCUACGAGGAGAUCGUGGCCGAGACGAAGCUAGAGCGCAAGAACCGGGCCGUCCUGCUUCAAGCGUCGGAUGAGCUCAUCGAAUUGAGCGAGAAGGCCAUCAGUGAUCACAAGGAGUUCAUUAGGGGCAGGAUCGAGAGGGGAGAGGAGAUUAUCACGUGGAGGCAGAAGGCUGUGCUUGUCAAUUGCAGGGAGAUUAAGGGGUUGAAUGCAGAGACCAUCGUGCAUCGUCAUUACAAUCUCCGACUCCUCGUCGAGCACAUGCGCUCCCUCGCCGACCCCUUUGACUUCCAAAUCCCCUUUGAGACCAAAGGCACCCUAGGCUGGCAUUGCGACUGGACAACGGACGACGACGUUCGCCUCCUCAUCGGCGUCUACCUGUACGGCUUGGGAGAAUGGGAGCAAAUUGAAGCAGACGCCCGCCUCCAGUUCGCGGGCAAGUUCUUCCUCGAAGAGGGCAAGCAAGCCCAGACUGCCGAGGCCCUGGCGAACCGCAGCCCUCCACCUACGACGAUCGACGAGAAUGGGCAGGUGGUGAAACAGAGGCGUAAGCGCCCCCCUGCGGGGUCGGCGACGAACAAGGCGGCCAAGCCUAUCCCCAACGCCGUUCACCUUGUGCGACGCGUCGACUACCUGCUUGUGUGCCUCGACGAGUGGAAGCACCCCGAGAAGAAGGCGGCAAACGACGCCGAUGCGGCGGGCAAUGGCGAAGCGGGCCCUUCACGCUCGGUAGCAGCCAAUUCCUCCGCUGGCCGAAUCGCCGCCCAGAGGGCAAAGAAGCGCAGCCCCUCGACGGCCAGUCCUGCACCCUCGAAACGAGUUCGACCGGACGUCGACUACUCUUCCGGCUCGUCGGACGAAGAGGAAGCAGAGCCAGAAGAUCCGGACAGUGCUGGCGAAUCGAUGGAUGAGGGUGAAUGCAAGGAGCUCCUCCGUCCAGCAAAGAAACAGCUCAAGCGACUCAAGAACGAUACGGAGUCCCUUAAAGGGCCCGCGAAGCUUGCCGCGCUCAAGGAGUGUUUGGCAGCCAUUGGACAGCGCAUCGAUGAGGUUGUGGACCCGUUGGCGCGCGGCGGAGAGGAGGAGCGUAAAGCUAGGCUGGAGAGGCAUUUGUGGCAUUUUGUCACCUUCUUCUGGCCUAGCAAGGAUGGGGUGCGUGGAGGUAAGAUUAGGGGGAUCUACGAGAAGUUGAAUGGGAUCAAUAGGGAGGCAGAGGGCGCUGCUGCUGCGCCUGCGCCUGCCGCGGGAAGUGCGAUGAAGCGCAAGGUGAGCUCGUCGGGCGGUGGUGCGAGUCCUUCUACUUCGGCGGGCAGCGUGAAGAAGGCGCGACCUUCCAACUUGGGUGUGGGUGGUGGAGGGGCAGGUGAGGACGAGUAUGCCAAGCAUAAGGAGCAGUGGGACCGGGAGCAUCGAGCGGCGUAAAGGCUGUGGGAGAGGUGGGCGAUGGGCAAAAGUGUAGCGAGAUCAUCACAACACAUACGUAGCGAAUCGAAGCGAAUUGAAGCCACCAGUCGAGAG
Molecule: messenger RNA, 5505 nt
Organism: Jaminaea rosea
Lineage: Eukaryota; Fungi; Basidiomycota; Exobasidiomycetes; Microstromatales
Exons: 7
Coding region: 238-5409 (1723 amino acids)
Biological process (GO): regulation of transcription by RNA polymerase II; nucleosome organization
Cellular component (GO): chromatin; nucleus
Molecular function (GO): DNA binding; ATP hydrolysis activity; ATP-dependent chromatin remodeler activity
Source: RefSeq, a predicted model, not a curated record